This is a messenger RNA of Capronia epimyces CBS 606.96, 537 nucleotides long. RefSeq lists its product as uncharacterized. The transcript is spliced from 2 exons. The record is from RefSeq and is a predicted model, not a curated record. Bases 1 to 537 code for a protein of 178 amino acids. NCBI's taxonomy places the organism in Eukaryota, Fungi, Ascomycota, Eurotiomycetes, Chaetothyriales, Herpotrichiellaceae.
AUGCAGUUGAUCCCUCUGCUGGUGGCAUCCAUUGCCUCGCUUGCGGCGGCGCAGACCGCGACUUCUUCUGCACAACCGUCUACCUCCAGCUCUAGCCGCGCAGCUCAAGACAUUCUUGAUGCCUGCAAAGCGACCAUACAAGGCCAGAUCAACUCUUGUAGCCAGACCGACUACUCCUGUCUCUGCAACCAAUACGUCAACAUGUUGACCUGCUAUGCGAACUGUCCCAGUGAUGCCGGUGUCAGUACCGUUCAGCAACAGCGAGACCAAUACUGCAGCGCCGCAUCUGUUUAUGGCAGCACAACCACCUUGGGAACCGCCUCUUCCACCAGCGGUGCCGCAACUGCCACCACAACUGACUCGUCUUCCGAGACAGCAGUCCAAACCGGCUUCGCCAGUGCCACCGACUCUGGUUCUUCUGCAUCAGCGUCCGCAUCAGCGUCUGCAUCGGGCAGUUCUGGUAAUAGUGCAGCCAGCUUGGAAAUGGCUGGCAGCCUCGCCGCUUUGGCCCUCGCCGGGUUCGGCCUUGUUUUGUAA